AUGCCCAAAGUCGGAAAGCCAAAGAGUAAACGUGUUUCAGUACGCCUUCGUCACAAAAUCGAGAAAGCUUCAGUUGCAAAACAAAAGAAAGCUCGUAAGGAAGGGAAGAAAAAUCCAGAAUGGCGAUCGCGUUUAAAGAAGGAUCCUGGAAUUCCAAACUUGUUCCCAUAUAAGGAUAAGAUUUUGGCAGAGAUUGAGGAAGGAAGAAGGAGAAAGGCCGAAGAUGCUGCGAAACGACGAGCUGAUGCGAAGGCUACCAAGACUGGUGAACAAGUUGAGAGAGAGGUAGAGGCCAGAAUGGAAGGUGUUGAUGAGGAGGAUAUUGAGCUCAUGGAUGAGGAUGAAGAAAUGGACGACGAAAUUGAUGAAUCUAAUCCUAUGGCAGCUUUACUUGCCAGUGCUAAAGCCGCAGCAGCGCAAUACGAGGAUGACCUUAUUAGUGGAGAUGAGAUGGACGAAGAUGAAGAAUCAGAAUCGGAAGAUGAUGAAGCAUUCGAUGGUGUUAAGCUUUCUGGGUUACCUACACGAAAAGAUGGAUCCAGAAAAGCUUUCGACAAAGUUUUCAAGCAAGUCGUUGAUCAGGCAGAUGUUGUUCUCUACGUUCUCGAUGCUCGCGAUCCCGAAGGUACUCGAUCGAAAGAAGUCGAGCGUAUGGUUAUGGCCGCUGCAAGUGGUGGAAAGAGAUUAAUUCUUAUUCUCAACAAAAUCGAUCUUAUUCCUCCUCCAGUCCUCAAAGCAUGGCUCAUUCACCUCCGAAGGUAUUUCCCCACCUUGCCCUUACGAGCCUCUGGUCCAGCGGCAAAUGCACAUACUUUCAAUCAUAGCCAAUUGACUGUGAAGAGUACAUCACAAACACUUUUCAAGGCUUUAAAAUCAUUCGCCGCGGCAAAACAGCUCAAGCGCUCCGUUUCCGUUGGUGUUAUUGGAUAUCCUAACGUUGGAAAAUCUUCUGUCAUCAAUGCCCUCACAUCUCGUCUUGGUGGUGCUGGUGCAGCAUGUCCAGUUGGUGCUGAAGCAGGUGUUACUACAUCUCUUCGAACUGUCAAGAUUGAUAGCAAAUUAACGUUACUUGAUUCUCCUGGUAUUGUUUUCCCAACUGCUGGUGAUUCCUCCAAGGCGUCGAAAAUUGAAGAACAAGCCAGACUUGUUCUCCUGAAUGCUAUUCCCCCUAAGCAAAUUGAAGACCCUGUCCCUGCGGUUACCUUAUUAUUAAAGAGACUGAGCGCUUCUCAAGAUAUGCUCAACAAACUUAUGGAUGUCUAUGGAUUACCACCAUUGGUUUCCGUAAAUGGCGAUUCAACCUCAGAUUUCUUGAUUCAGGUCGCUAGAAAGAGAGGAAGACUUGGGAAGGGAGGUGUACCAAAUAUUAGCAGCGCUGCCACAACAGUUAUCACCGAUUGGAGAGAUGGAAGAAUCCAAGGAUGGAUGGAUGCUCCUAUAUUGGCUAUUGCACCCGAGAAGAUCGCCGGUGCUCCUGUGGGAGAGGACGUUAAGGGUGACCAGAAGGAGAUCGUUAAGGAAUGGGCCGAAGAGUUUAAGUUGGAGGGAUUAUGGGGAGAUAGUUCUUCAAAGGAUGAGGUUAUGGAGGAAUAG
Molecule: messenger RNA, 1593 nt
Organism: Sclerotinia sclerotiorum 1980 UF-70
Lineage: Eukaryota; Fungi; Ascomycota; Leotiomycetes; Helotiales; Sclerotiniaceae
Exons: 2
Coding region: 1-1593 (530 amino acids)
Cellular component (GO): nucleolus
Molecular function (GO): GTP binding
Source: RefSeq, a predicted model, not a curated record